Messenger RNA from Anneissia japonica, 4753 nucleotides. Its product is annotated as cytoplasmic dynein 2 heavy chain 1-like. Gene Ontology annotation, molecular function: dynein light intermediate chain binding; dynein intermediate chain binding; minus-end-directed microtubule motor activity. Lineage: Eukaryota; Metazoa; Echinodermata; Crinoidea; Comatulida; Comatulidae. The transcript has 26 exons. The record is from RefSeq and is a predicted model, not a curated record. Gene Ontology annotation, biological process: microtubule-based movement. Gene Ontology annotation, cellular component: dynein complex. The annotation marks the transcript as partial.
GCUGGUGUGUCAAAGUUAGAAGAGGCUAAAAGAACAGUAGCCGAGCUAAAAACAAAAGCUAAUGAGCAGAGUAAGCUGCUAGCUGUGAAGCAAGCAGAGGCUGAUGCUGCCCUGGAGCAGAUUGAACGCAAUAUGCAGAGUACCGGUGAGCAAAGAAAGGAGAUAGAAACACUGCAGAGCAAGGCGGCAGAAGAGAACAAAAAACUGGAAAAGAGAAAGAUAACCAUUGAGAAGGAGUUAGCAGAGAUUGAGCCAAGAGUGAGGGAAGCAAAGCAAGCGGUUGGUAGCAUUAAACCAGAGAGUCUCUCAGAAAUCAGGGCUUUGAGAGCACCACCUGAAGUGAUAAGGGACAUUCUUGAGGGUGUGCUCCGUCUUAUGGGUACUUUCGAUACGUCUUGGGUGAGCAUGAAAAGUUUUCUUGCAAAGCGAGGUGUAAAGGAAGAUAUAUCCACAUUUGAUGCAAGGAAGAUCUCUCCAGAGAUCCGUGAGAGUGUAGAAAAACUACUGCGCAAAGACUCAUUCUCACAAGAAAAAGCUAGGCGUGCAAGUGCCGUUGCUUUGCCACUAGCAAUUUGGGUUAAAGCUAAUGUAAUGUACUCACAUGCCCUAGAGAAGAUUGCCCCUCUUGAAAAAAAACAAGCAGAACUUCAGAGAAAUCUACAAAAAGCUAUCAGUCGAGUUGAAAAGCUACAGAAGGGUUUGGAAGAUGUUGACAGAAAGGUUGCUGACCUGAAGAGAACCUUCCAGCAGAAGACGAAUGAAGCAGCUAAGCUGAAAAUGGAUUUGGAGAAGGCGCAGGAGACGAUAAGUGCAGCAGAGAACCUGGUUGGUAAGCUGGAUGGAGAGUAUCAAAGGUGGAGUGAACAGGUGAAAGAACUUGAAACUGAACUUGAGACGCUUCCCAAGAAAGCUCAAAUCGCUGCUGGUUACACUACGUACUUAUCAGCCGCUCCAGAGGACGAGCGCCGUGCCACACUCACGUCGUGGCUGGAGAAGGUUGACCUCCAAGGUUUUGACAUGCGUCGGUUCUUGAGCACAGAAAGUGAGCAGUUGAUAUGGAAAGGAGAAGGACUUCCAAGCGAUAACCUGUCCAUGGAGAAUGCUGUCAUUGUUCUACAGAACUCUCUACGUCCAUUCCUUGUGGAUCCAUCCUCAAGGGCGACUGAAUGGCUAAAAACUCACCUGACAGAACAAAGAUUGGAAGUCAUCAAUCAACAGGAUGCAAAUUUCAGUACUGCAUUGGAGCUUGCGGUAAGAUUCGGCAAGACACUAAUCAUACAGGAAAUAGACAAGGUUGAGCCGAUGCUGUACCCGUUACUACGAGGCGACCUCAUCAGCCAAGGUCCAAGGUAUGUUGUUCAGAUCGGAGAGAAAAUCAUUGAUUACAAUGAGGACUUCCGUCUGUUCUUGACAACACGGCAUCCUAAUCCAGAGAUUCCCCCAGACGCUGCAUCCAUUGUGUCUGAGAUCAACUUUACUACCACCAGGGCUGGGCUUACAGGACAGCUACUGGCGAUGACCAUUCAGCAUGAGAAACCUGAGCUUGAGGUGCGCAAGACAGAGCUUCUGAAGCAAGAGGAGGAUCUGAAGAUCCAACUGGCCAAACUGGAGGAGUCUCUACUGGAGACUUUGGCCCAAGCUGAGGGGAACAUUCUGGAGAAUAAGAAUCUGUUGGAUUCUUUGAACAAAACCAAGGAAAGCAGUCAAACAAUUUCAAAUUCUCUAUCAGAAUCUGUUGAACUGCAGACAUCUCUGGAUCAGGAACGUGAUGCAUUUCUGCCCUUGGCAGAGAAUGGUAGCACCCUAUUUUUCGUUAUCAGUGACCUUGCAAAGCUGAAUAACAUGUAUCGCUUCAGUUUAGGAGCAUUCCUGAGAAUCUUCUCCCGUGCAUUACAGGGAAAGACCGAUGGAAGCAGUACUGAAAUGAGGAUCCAACGCCUGAUCAAAUGCCUUCAAGAUCUCGUGUAUGAGUAUGUGUGUCGCUCUCUGUUUAAGUCCGACAGGCUGAUGUUUGCUCUUCAUUUGGCGCACGGGAUGCAUCCAGAGAUGUUCCAGGAAAAUGAAUGGGAGGCAUUCAUUGGUCAGAUUGUGUCAGACAUCAAAGCUGAUGGACACAGAGAGAAGGAUUCCUUCCCGAACUGGAUUGAUCAGGACAGGUAUCAAGAUGUCAAUGUCAUCAAGAGUAACUUUACUGCUCUGUAUCAGUCGUUGAGCUUUGGAGACAGUGGGUUGUGGUCUGGCUUCUCCAGGAGUUCACAGUGCGAGAUGGAAUUUCCAAAUGCUCUUCAGAAGAAAGUUUCUCCAUUCCAACAGUUACUUGUUAUUCAAACUGUUCGGCCUGAUCGUCUACAGAGCGCCAUGGGUGUGUUUGCCUGUAAAGCUCUAGGUAUGAAGGAGCUGUCUCCACCAUCAUUAAACCUGAAGCGUCUGUAUCCAGAGACAGUGUCAUCGGAACCAAUACUCAUCAUCAUCUCCCCUGGUGCAGAUGCCUCGGAAGAGCUUCAAGAACUUGCUGAUGAGAUCAUAGGCACUGACAAGUACCACCAGGUUGCCAUGGGACAGGGGCAGGCCGAUAUUGCUAUGCAGUUACUUCAUGAAUGUGCCAGGAAUGGAGAGUGGCUUUGUCUUAAAAAUCUCCACCUUGUUACUGCUUGGCUCCCAGUCUUGGAAAAGGAGCUGAACUCUCUUGUAACCCAUGACAGCUUCAGGUUGUGGCUGACUGCUGAGAGCCACCCCAAGUUCCCAACCAUCCUGUUGCAGUCCAGUCUGAAAGUGACCUAUGAGGCACCACCAGGCAUCAAAAAGAACCUCCAGCGUAGCUACGAUUCCUGGUCAACAGACUUCGUCAGCAAGAAUAACAAUGUCAUUCGUGCACAAGCUCUUUUUGCUCUGGCAUGGUUCCACGCUGUCUGUCAGGAGAGAAGAAACUUCAUUCCACAAGGAUGGACAAAGUUCUAUGAAUUCUCCAUGUCAGACCUCAGAGCUGGGGCUGACAUCAUAGACAGAAUCUGCUCGAAGUCUUUGAAAGACGUUUCUUGGGACUUUAUACAUGGCUUAUUUGAGAAUGCAAUUUAUGGUGGCCGAGUCGACAACACAUUUGAUUUGCGAGUGUUACAGUCGUACCUCACUCAGUAUUUUAACAAGGAUGUGUUGAGUGGGGGUAAGGCACGCAAGAAACUAACAGCGAAUAUAUCCCUUCCUACCACUUGUUACUACAAGGACUUCACAGAUCUUGUUGCAAACUUCCCCGAGAAUGACAAGCCAUCAUUCUUUGGUUUGCCUGCAAACAUUGAACGCUCAACGCAGCGCUUUAUAAGUGGACAGGUUAUAUCACAGCUGAAGGUCCUCCGACGGCUGGAUGUAGAAGCUGGCAAAUUUGAUAAAGAGAAAUGGUCGAGUGAACUUUCACCUGUGCUGUCUCUGUGGAAGAAAUUAAACCAGGGUUCACAGCUUAUCCAUGCUAAGGUUCAGCUGCCAACAGACAAGUCCGGAACUGAACCACCGAUUAAUUCCUUCAUCCUACUGGAACACUAUAAUGCCAUUCAACUUGUCCAGUACGUCCACUCUACUCUGGCUAGCCUUAGUAAAGUGAUCCGAGGCUCGAUUCUACUAACCAGUGAAGUUAGUGCUCUUGCUAUGAGUCUUUUAAACCAAGAGGUACCUGUUACUUGGCAGAAGAAGUGGGAUGGUCCAGAAGACCCAAUCCACUACCUGAGGACCUUAGUGGCACGUACCAUUGCUUUACAGGGGUGGGUGCAGAAGGUGCAAUCCAAUUCUCUUUUAUCUGACACCGUGGAUCUCUCAGAACUUUUCCACCCAGACACAUUCCUGAAUGCUCUUCGUCAGCAAACAGCAAGAGAGAGCAAGUCGUCCAUGGAUGGGCUGAAAUUUGUCUGCAAAUGGGCAGGAGGAAUCCCUGGUACCAAACAAUCAGUAAAGAUUGGAGGACUCCAGCUCGAGGGCUGUACCUUUGAUGGAAACAUGUUGACAGGCAACCAGCCUAACUCCCCCAGCGUGUCCUCUGUGCCUGCUUGUACGGUAGCCUGGGUAGCUAAGGACACGAGUGAUCCGUACAGCCCCAGCGAGUGCAUCUCCCUGCCUGUAUACUUCUCAGCCGAGAGGGAGAAGAUCGUCACUAAGCUGACGUUACCAUGUGGCGGCAACCAAGAAUUGUGGAUACAAACAGGAGCCGCGUUAUUCUUAAAAAGUGUGUAGAGUUGUUAGGUGGUAGAGGUAAAAUAGACUGUAAUGUUACAAUGUUGUGUAAACGAAUUAUUCAGAAAUUUGAUUAUAAAUAAUAUAAAAUGUUACAAUGUUUCGGAUAUAUCAUUCCAUCCAUUUAAAACGUUUUCUAGUGACAGCACUUAAUAUUAAUAUAUAUUUGAUGUAGACACAUCCUUCUGUUAUAUGUACAUGUAUAUAUUCAAAACAAGCCUUGGUGUGAUACUGUGUGCCUUGAUGUGAUGUAGUUAGUUUAAUUGAUGAACGACAUAUGCCAGUUUAUAUUUUUUGAAUCUUACCUCGAAAUUAGUAAAAUCGUCUGACCCAAGAUGGAAUUUAUAUGAGAAUGUGUUGCUAGCAAAUGAGCUUAAGCUAGACUAGCCUUGGUGUCAGGCCCUAAUUUUGGGUUACACUAUUUAUUGCACUUAGUGCGUGCCAUACCUAAUUUAGUUGACGUCCCAUAAUCAAUUUCUUUUUCGGAUUGUCUCUAAAUCUCUAAAUUAACUUUCUCAUUUGUGGUAGCGUCCGCAAU